Alnus glutinosa is the source of this 1204-nucleotide messenger RNA. RefSeq lists its product as uncharacterized. The coding region runs from base 132 to 1055 and encodes 307 amino acids. The transcript has 11 exons. Gene Ontology annotation, molecular function: protein binding. NCBI's taxonomy places the organism in Eukaryota, Viridiplantae, Streptophyta, Magnoliopsida, Fagales, Betulaceae. The record is from RefSeq and is a predicted model, not a curated record.
AAGCUCCUGGAACAACUUCCAACCCCAUUUAUACCUUGCCUCCCGUUCCCAUUUUAUCAAAUCAUUCUGAGCCUGCCUGCUCAAAUUUUCAUCUUCCAUUUCAUUCUCAAGCCUCAACGAUCGAAAGCGAAAUGGCUGUUCCGGAAGUAAACAAGAAACUCCUUGAAGAACUUGAAGACAUGGGAUUUCCAAGGGCACGGGCAACACGAGCACUUCAUUAUUCUGGUAAUUCUAGCUUAGAGGAAGCUAUAAGUUGGGUCAUUGAUCAUGAAAAUGACUCAAACAUUGAUGAGAUGCCAUUGGUAGCUCUGGACAUUGAUGUCGACUAUCAACCAUUCCAUAUCACAGAACAAAUGAGAAUAAAGGCACAGGAACUAAGGGAUCGAGUGCGCGAGAAGAAAGAAGAAGAAGAAAAGAAAUUGGAAAGACAAAGGGAGAGGGAGAGGAUUCGAGCCAGUAAGGAACUCACUGAGGCAAAGCGAAUUGCAGAAACAAAUGCAAGAGAACGUUAUUUAGCCUCAUUGAAAACAGAGAAGGAGGAAGAGAAAAGAGCAAGGGAGAAAAUUCUGAAAAAACUAGAGCAGGAUAAGGUAGAAAGAGGAUUUGGAGUUAGAUUGCCACCACAAAGGCCUGCAGCUUUAAACUCUUCUCCUCCUUUGUUGCAGGAAAAAAAGACCUCAGUUCCUUUGAAAUCUGUUACUAAGGCAGAGCAAAUGAGAGAAUGUUUAAGGUCUCUUAACCACAAUCACCGGGAUGAUGGCUCCAGAGUUAGGAGGGCCUUCCAAACUCUUCUGAUCUAUGUUGGAAAUGUUGCCAAAAAUCCCGAUGAGGAAAAAUUCAGGAACAUCCGACUUAGUAACCCUUUAUUCCAGGAUAGAGUUGGGACUUUGAGUGGAGGUCUGGAAUUUCUUGAGCUAUGUGGGUUUGAGAAAACAAAAGAAGGCGAGUUUUUGUACCUUCCUCGUGAUAAGGUUGACAUGGCAGUACUAAACACAGCUGGGUAUGAAUUGAAAUCUGCAAUGACCAAUCCUUUCUUUGGACUUCUAAGCCGUUAAGAGAAGAUUGUACUGAGAUAUCAGUUCAUUGAUAGAAAAUUUGGCUACAAAUGGAACAGUGAUUACCUACUUGGGAAUUCCAUGUAUAUAUAUAUCUUGUGUUAGGUUUCCUCGCCAUGGUAUAAGAAAGGUACUGUUCAAAACUAAGA